Talaromyces stipitatus ATCC 10500 is the source of this 1341-nucleotide messenger RNA. Its product is annotated as glucan endo-1,3-beta-glucosidase precursor, putative. Bases 1 to 1341 code for a protein of 446 amino acids. Lineage: Eukaryota; Fungi; Ascomycota; Eurotiomycetes; Eurotiales; Trichocomaceae. The record is from RefSeq and is a predicted model, not a curated record. The transcript is spliced from 2 exons.
AUGGAAAUGGCGGUGCUUACCGCUUUGAUGGUUGGCCCAACUCUGGCCAGUCCCGUCAAAAACCUUCCCAAGCCUGUACAGGUCACCCCCGGAGGACCCGAGGACAUCAUCAUCAACGCCCAGGAUACCCUCAAUGGUACCUUUAAGGGCACCAGCAGCAGCAAGAACGAGGACUUAAUGGCUGCCGCCAGCUCCGGAGCACUUCCUUUGCAGAUUGUGAACAACUUGGCUGGUUCAGGCUCUGGGGCCGUCAACGCCUACAUCAGUGGCCUUGACUCGAACAACAACGUGGUUUUCUUGCAAGCUGACGGGAGCUUUUACUAUCCUGCUGGUACUACCUCUGCUGUCCCGGUCCAGAUCACCGCCAACAUUGGCAUUCCUAUCGGCGCUGAAGGGACUACCACCACUAUCACCAUCCCUGAUUACAUCAGCUCCGGACGUGUUUACUUGGCUGUCGGCACUCUUCAGUUCUUCGUUGUGAGCAACGGCAGCGGUGGUGUUGGCCUUGUCCAGCCCUCUGCCACCAACCCAUCCGACCCCAGCGCUAACACCAACUGGGGCUUCAUUGAAUUGACCAACACCGCCGCUGGUGGAUUGUACACCAACAUCAGCUACGUUGACUUCAUCGGCUUGAUCCUUGGUAUGUCCGUGACAGCCGGCGAUGGCUCUGUGCAGACUGCUUUAGGUUUGAAAUCCGAUGCCGUGAACACCAUCUGCACAGCCCUUGCCGCCCAGACUGCUUCUGAUGGUUACCCAUGGGCCAGUCUCUGCCAAACCGACACCUCUGGUAAAUAUCUCCGUGUGCUUUCUCCCAACGAUUAUGUCAGCACCGAUUCGUCCGCCUUUUCCGACUACUGGACCUCUUAUGUCUCCCAGGUCUACUCCAAGUACAGCUCCAGCCCCUUGACCAUCAACACCCAAGCUGCUGCCGGCGACGUGACCUGCACGUCCGGAGGUUCCACUCACCUCACCUGCCAAGGAAGUGAUGUUACUUUCGCCCAGCCAUCUGCCGCCGAUAUCUUCGGAUGUAACAGUGGUCCCUUCGCGGUUACCGGCAACGCUGUUGACGCUGCCAUCGUGCCCCGUCUCUGCGCUGCUUUCAACCGUGGAACCCUUUUGUUGUCUGGUGGUGAUGUCCAGCCUAGCCUUGGUGCUGACAGUUACUACACUGUUUCUCCAUGCAACUACUACAGCAAGUUCGUGCAUGAGAAUGAGGUUGACGGCAAGGGCUAUGCUUUCUCUUAUGACGAUGUCAAUCCUGAUGGAGAGAAUGCCUCUGGUGAGCUCGUCACAACUAACCCCACUGCUUUGAUCAUCACCGUCGGUGGUCCAUCCUCCUAA